AUGUAUUUGCGCACAGUUAGUCUUAUCUUUCUGGUGAUCGUCGUCAAUGUUGACGCAGGGAAAAGUAAGAAAGUGAUUCUUAUUCCAAAACAAGCGCGAAAUGUAGCAAUAGAAGCUUAUAUCUACGGUUAUUCAAUAAUAACUAGUGAAAUAACUCGCGUACAGAUGACUAAUGUAAACGAACGGCAAACUUACAAAGCACCUAUGGGCCAGUUUAUUAAUAUGCGUCAUUAUCCAUCCGCAAGUUUUCGUGGUAUUACCACACCAAAUGCAGAUACUCUCUACUCAACAGCGUGGCUUGACCUUGACGAUGAACCUUGGGUUUUCUCGCAUCCGGAUAUGGGAAAGCGAUACUAUCUUUUUCCUAUGUACGAACAUUGGAUGUCCGUAAUCGAAUCGCCAGGAACACGCACUACUGGUACAGGUGCUGCUACAUACUUGUUGACUGGUCCGAAAUGGAACGGAACAUUAUCAUCACAACUUAAGCAACGAAUUACUAAGCAUAUACGUUCUCCGAGUCGGUAUCUGUUUAUUCUUGGACGCACAUAUUGUCUGGGCAAGCCGGAAGAUUAUGUUACUGUACAUCGACUUCAAGAUCAAUACUUCUUGCGCCCACUUAGUGUCUUCAGCAGCAAUAAAUAUCAAACUCCACAAGAGUAUAAUCCACCAGUACCAAAGGUUAAUCCUAAUUAUGGUUUUAGCAUGACAGAUAAAGUGCGUGAUGUCAUUAAUAAUAUGAAUAUUACUACGUACUUUAACAUGUUGGCUAUGUUGAUGAAGGAUAAUCCACCUGCAAAAGAAGAUGCAGGUAUCGUGAAAAAAAUGGCUCAGCUCGGCAUUGUUCCUGGUAAAACAUUCAAUUGGAACAAUCUCAGUCGUAAACUUCAAAAUGCCAUCAAGCCAGUUCCUAAACUUGCUUUUCACAAAAUCAUAUCUUUGGAAAGUAAAUCUGGCAAAAAUCGAAACGGUUGGAUAUUUCCAAAAAUUCCUAACCACUAUGGUACUAAUUAUCUUCUCCGCGCAUUCAUUGCUGCUUAUGGAUGGCCAGGUAAUCUGCCCGACGAUGCUAUCUAUCUAUAUACUAAUGUCGAUUCAAAUGGAAAGAAGUUGUCAGGAAGAUACAACUAUACGCUUCGUUUUCCAAAAGAUCAAACACCGCCUAUCAAAGCAUUUUGGUCCAUUACUAUGUACGACCCUGAAUAUUUCUUUACACCCAAUGCAUUAAACAAAUUCACAUUGAGUCCUCGAGAUCCAUUGAUUUACAAUACCAAAGAUGGAUCACUUGAUCUUUAUUUUCAGCAUGUGGCUCCUGAAGAAAGCAAACAAGCUAAUUGGUUGCCAAGUCCUCAAGGCAAUUUUGUUCUGAUGCUCCGAAUGUAUUGGCCGCAGAUACAAAAUUCAACGUGGACAGUCCCACCUGUGAAGAAGAUAUAA
Molecule: messenger RNA, 1434 nt
Organism: Adineta ricciae
Lineage: Eukaryota; Metazoa; Rotifera; Eurotatoria; Adinetida; Adinetidae
Source: the annotation of a GenBank genome assembly